AUGAUAAAAAUAAGAGAUAAGAUCUGUACAAACGAAAUCAAAUCAUUGUGUAUUUCUGAAGAAAGAUAUGAGGAUGAUUAUGAAGAGGAUUUAGAUGGUGAUGUUUAUUUAGAAGAUGAUGAUUUAGAUGGUGAUGAUGUUUUAGAUCAUGGUGAUGAUGAUUUAAAUGGUGAUGACGAUGAUGAUUUAGAUGAUGGUGAUUUUUUAUAUGAUGGUGAUGAUGAUUUAGAUGGUGACGAUGAUGAUGCUGAUGAAUAUGAUGAUGACGAUGAUGAUGAUGAUGUUGAUGACGAAGAUGAUGAUGGUGAUGAUGAUCAUGAUGAUGAUUAUGAUGAUUUAGAUGGUGAUGAUGAUUUAGAUGGUGAUGAUGAUGAUGACGACGAUGAUUAUGACGAUGGUGAUGAUGAUGAUGAUGAUGAUGAUGAUGAUGAUGAUGAUUAUGAUGAUGAUGAUGAUGAUGAUGAUGAUGAUGAUGAUGAUGAUGAUGAUGAUGAUGAUGAUGAUGAUGAUUUAUGA
Schistosoma curassoni is the source of this 516-nucleotide messenger RNA. The record is from the annotation of a GenBank genome assembly. Lineage: Eukaryota; Metazoa; Platyhelminthes; Trematoda; Strigeidida; Schistosomatidae.